Molecule: messenger RNA, 2136 nt
Organism: Lindgomyces ingoldianus
Lineage: Eukaryota; Fungi; Ascomycota; Dothideomycetes; Pleosporales; Lindgomycetaceae
Exons: 2
Coding region: 1-1953 (650 amino acids)
Source: RefSeq, a predicted model, not a curated record
AUGGCUGCGGCAAUGUCGACAUGCCAUGCGCUUUCCGACCCACUGCCACCACCUGUCCUAUGCUGCUCCUCUUUCACCAACUCUGCCCGCCUGCUGAAGGCCAUGCACCCCACCAAUGGAUCCCCUUCCUCCUCCAAGACCAGCUCCACUCCUGCAGCCUCAUCGUUGCGCCCUCGGGCCCGUCGCCUGAUAUCCAUCGACGAUGAGCUAGAUCCGGCAGCGUCCGGCAGCGAAGGCAGCGCAUCCCCCUUCGCCUCUAGAACCGCAUCCCCCAUCCCCAGCUCCCACCCUUCGCGGCCCAACGUGACGUCGAACCCAUCGUCCCUCACACGAGCGGCAGGUGCGCACGCUCCGAACGGCAGUCGAGAUGCGUCUGUGACUUUCUCCGGCAUCUGGGGCAAUUCAUGGUCGGCCAUCCAGGGCCUCGCAACAAACGUACUGGGCAACGACGCGGGGCCAAAGGACACUGCGACCCGGCGACGGAGACCGCUGGCUGCCACACAUCGACGAGCAGCGAGCGGUGUGACGCCAAAACAAUGGGGUCCGCUGGGGUCUUCGAGCUCCCAGGUCGGAGCCGGCCCACAAGAGGAACGAGAGAGCAUGGUGCGGGCAAUGAAGCGGAAGGACCUCCUCACUGCCGACGAGCACCUGCUGCCUGAUUCGGUAGGGCGCAUAAAACGCAGAAAUUCUGAUGACCGUCUGAGUGUCUCGGCACCCCCGACCGAGAAUGACGAUCGGGACGCUCUGGUCUACGUUCACAUAGUUCGGCCCCAGGACACUCUUGCCGGUAUCACCAUCAAAUUCAACUGUCAGCCGGCUGUACUGAGGAAGGCCAACCGCAUGUGGCCGAACGACAGCAUCCAGACAAAAGACACGAUACUUCUCCCCGUCGAUGCAUGUGGGGUAAAGGGACGUCCAGUGACCGGACCGAACGCCCAACAAGAGGAGGAUCUAUUGCUAGGGGACUAUGGUGACAAACAAAAUAGCGCAGACACUGAUUCGACCACAAUACCGAACGGAUGGCGAUCCCACAAAGACCGAAGCCAACAUAGUCCAUCUGCACCUUCCUCUUCUCACUCGAAUGCUGAUUCUGAACUCCCUUGGAAACACGACUCUUGGGUCAUGCUCCCCAACGACUCCACUCCCAUAGAGAUUGGCCGUAUGCCCCGCAGAGCACUUGGCUUUUUUCCUCCUGCCCGACGGAAGUCUCUCGCGUAUUCUGAUGCUUCAACUCCUUCUCCUUCCUUCGAUCUGCCCCGUUCCUCUACGUCAACUAACUACACAAAUUCGCAUAUGAAUUCUCCCGGCCAAAACGCUAGUAGAGUGCGGCCUCCAACGAGCCGCGGAACUCCCUCCUCUGGUAUGCAUGGCCGCCACCGCAGUAUUUCCAACUUUUCGCUGCAUGGCCCUGGGGGGGUCGGUACGCUCGGCAAGAAUGUUCGAAGCCCAGGCCCGGCUCAGGAUGGAUUGAACAAGCUAUUCGCGUCGCAUUUACCUAAUGUUGCGCCUCCUCCAGGACAGGAAUACUUCACACCGUGGGCACCCAGCCUGCUAGAUGCAGAUACAGGAACAAGCGUUCAACUUAGUGGAUCAGGCGCCCGGACGCCGCUAGGAGGAGCUGGAAUAGACCUUCAACAAUUUGGGGGAGCCAUUGAAGGAUGGAUGCGCAAUAUGGCAUCACAAGCUUCUAAGAUACUCUCAGACCCCUCAACAUCUAGCCAGGGGAAACGCUCCGCUGUUCCAGUCAUCGGAGCUGUCGGAGGCGACUUUGGUGAUUUAAUCGAACUAAGAGAUAGCGCUUUUGAGAUUGGCGAUGGCGAUACUAUAGGAGGCAGGGUAGGGGUGGCAGAUCUGUUAAUACCAACGUCGGAACAGUAUCAGAGCGCCAGACCUGAUGUCAAUCUUGUAAUCCGCGAUAGGGGCCGGAAAGGCCAGGCCAGAAAGAUCGAUUGACCUUUCAGAAUUUGGAGCAUUGCAGCUCUUGCUGGAAAUUCGGGCAUGCAAUAGGGAUCUCAUUUGAAUGCAUCCAGCCUCUUGGGAAUUUGGUGUUUAAUGGCGUUUUGAUAUUAUUUAUGGACCCAGCGGGUUGGUUCUACCUCUUUGUUAUAUACCUGCAGAUCAUAUCUCAGCGCAAGC